AUGAAACAUUUAAAGAAACAACAUUCCAUAAGAGCAGGAAUUUCAAGACAAAGUACAACUAUUGAUGAAAUGUUUGGUCCAUCAAAGCAACAUCCAUUUACUAUUGUUGAAGAAGAAGACUUUAUAAACUUUGUAUAUUCACUUUAUCCCAAUGCAGAAAUUCCCUCUGCUGAUACAAUAAAAAGAGAAAUUAUGGAAUUAUAUGUAACAAAUGUAGCUAAAAUGCAAACAGUUCUUCAAAAAUUGCAAAGUAAAAUCUCAUUCACAACAGACAUCUGGGUUUUCACUUCAAUGAAAUCUUUUAUGUCUAUAACUGUCCAUUUUAUUGAUAACAAAUGGCAAAUUCAAAAUAUUAUAAUAGAUUUUGUACAAAUUUAUGGUUCACAUACAGGCAGUAAUAUAAAAAAUUCAUUUGUGUCAGGAGUUACUACAGAUAAUGCAUUUAAUAACAAUACAUUUAUUCAUUCUUUGAAUAAUUGGGCAAAAGAACAUGAAAUUUCUUCUGAUGAAAAAAAAAUCAUUUCAGAUGUUUUGCACAUAUCAUUAAUUUGGGUGUUCAAACUUAGAGAACUCAUGACUAAAGUUCAUGCAUCUCCUCAGAGACAUGAAAAAUUAAGUUAUUUUUGUAAAUUUCAUGAAGUCAAUGAUUUGAAACCAAUUUUAGAUGUGGCAACUUGA
Messenger RNA from Diversispora eburnea, 678 nucleotides. The record is from the annotation of a GenBank genome assembly. NCBI's taxonomy places the organism in Eukaryota, Fungi, Glomeromycota, Glomeromycetes, Diversisporales, Diversisporaceae.